Molecule: messenger RNA, 3471 nt
Organism: Eriocheir sinensis (Chinese mitten crab)
Lineage: Eukaryota; Metazoa; Arthropoda; Malacostraca; Decapoda; Varunidae
Gene: MagR
Product: iron-sulfur cluster assembly 1 homolog, mitochondrial-like
Exons: 4
Coding region: 358-744 (128 amino acids)
Biological process (GO): iron-sulfur cluster assembly
Cellular component (GO): cytoplasm; mitochondrion
Molecular function (GO): 2 iron, 2 sulfur cluster binding
Source: RefSeq, a predicted model, not a curated record
GUCAGUGGAAGCAUAUAUAUGUAUAGUGUACAGACAGAGCUCAGGGCAGGGUGAAUUAUUUAAGUGUGCGCAGUGAAGUAAUUAAAAGUGCGUAGUGAAGUAUAGAAGUGUGAAGAAAUACCAAGGAGGACCUGAGAAGAAGAAGAGGAAACAGAAGGAGAAGAAGAAGGAAAAAAGAAGAAGAAGAAGAAGAAGAAGAAGAAGAAGAAGAAGAAGAAAAGGAAGAAGAAGAAGAAAAAGGAAAGAAGGAGAAGAAGAAGAAGAAGGUGAAGAAGAAAGCAGUAGUCCCCAGCCCCAGACCCAGACUCAAGGGCACCUGUAACAUCAAGAUCAAGAUUAAGACCAGCUGUUUACGUGAUGGCUGGGCUGGCCACAGCCACUGUCAGGGCCGCCAAGGGCAGGCGACUCAUCCCCACCAGGGCCGCCCUCGUGCUGACCCAGAGUGCGGUGAGCAAAGUGAAGGAGCUGCUGUCGAAGAACCCUGAAGCCAUCGGGCUGAAGGUGGGUGUGCGACAGAGGGGCUGCAACGGCCUGAGCUACACCCUCGACUAUGCCUCGGAGAAGAGCAAGUUUGAUGAGGAGGUGACCCAAGACGGGGUGAAGGUGAUCAUUGACAAGAAGGCACAGCUCACCCUCCUGGGCACCGAGAUGGAUUACGUCACCAACAAGCUGUCCUCGGAGUUCGUCUUCAACAACCCAAACAUCAAGGGAACGUGUGGCUGCGGCGAAAGCUUCUCCAUAUAGUGCCGAGUUAGUCCAAGUUGUAUUUUAAGUAGAUAGUAGAACAUAUACUCUGUUCAGCCUAAGGUGAGAAUGCGUCAGAGAGGAAGUCAUGCCUGCAACCCUCCUACCCCCAUUUUUUUACAGCAGGGGGGGGGGCAGCUCAACGGCAAAAAAACAAAACCACUAAAAAAAGCCCUGUAAAUGCUGCUACAACAAAAGAUUAAAGAAUAGGAGGCCAAAAGAGAGGUCGAUUUCGGGAUGAGAAGUGUUUUGAUACUCUCCUCCUGAAAGACGAAGGAAGGCUGGUGCAGAGUUUACCAGUAGAAGGGAUGAAAGAAUGAAGAUGCUGGUUAACUCUUGCAUAAGGGACUUGGAUAGCAUAGGGAUGAGCUAGAGUAGAACGUCAUGUGCACCUGAAGCCAGAUUUUGCUCAGCCCUCAUCGGAUCAAAUGUCCACCAGUCACCAGCCCCGGAGCAGCUGUGCCCUUCCUGUCACUUAUGGGGAGGGGUGACUUUCCUGAUGUGUUCUUACCUUAGGCAGAAUAAAGUACAAUAGAUUGUUUAUUUGAAGGCCAAUCUUUUGCCUUACACAUAAUUGAGGUCCUGUUGACGGGUUUUCGUUUCCGUAUGUAGAUCUUUCUUUGUACACAAGGAAGGUCUUUUGAGUAGUCGAGCGAAUCUUCCGACUUCCGCACUCCCAAGAUCUGUUUCGGUUUAGAAUUUUGUAUGCAGAUCUUUCUAUAUUCUUUCUCUGUACGUAAGAAGUAUCUGUAAGGGAAGAUUACUGUCUGGUCUUUGGUUACAUGCGCUUAUGAUCGUGGGAUAUAACUGUCAUCAUCAUCAUGUGUUAUCAGGUUUUCCUAUAAUCUGUUACAAGGUUGAUGAUAUAAUUGUCUGAUAUUUUUAUAGUCUCUUGCAAGGUUGAUGUACAUACACUUAAGAUCACGUGAUAUAAUUGGCAUCAUCAUCAUCUGUUUAACAUCAGGUUUUCCCAUAAUCUCUUAGAAAGUUGAUGAUGUAAUUGUCAGAAAUUUUUACUGUAGAAUAAGACACACCUGAUGAUGAAAUUUGAAGUCAGAUCAAUAACUUCACAUAAACAUUUACAUAAACAUCAGACUUCACAUAAGCAUGAUCUGAUAAUAAAUUGGCGAACCGGAUUUUCGAUUAUGUAUAGCAAAACAUGUUGACAAAUAAGGUAUCAAUCUGCCUCUCCAAGUCUCCAUUGAGUGUCCAUGUCUCACAACCAUAGAGUAAGACAGGGAGCACAAGGGACAUCUGAUGACAAAAUUCAAAGUGAGAUUGCAACUCUUUUGGAAAGUUGUAGAAUUUUAAGCAAGAUCGAAGACUUCACACAAACAGCCUGAUGAUAAAAUAGUGAACUGGAUCUUUGAGCAUUUAUAAGCAGAACAUGUUGACAGAUUUAAAGACAUGUCAGGAAGUUAAGGAAAGGUCUCGAGGUUUAAUUUAAAUCCAAAUCAAAUUUGCUGAUAAAAGUGUCAUGUGUUUGGGCAGAAAAAGCUAGAUGUUCACAAAUUAAAGGUCAUGUCAGAAAGUUAAGGAGAGGUCUAUUGAUGUAAUUUAAAUCUAAGUCGAAUUUGCUGAUAAAAGUGUCAUGUGUUUGGGUAGAAAAAGCUAGAUGUUCACAAAUUAAAGGUCAGGUCAGGAAGUUAAGGAAAGGUCUCGAUAUAAUUUAAAUCUAAGUUGAAUGUGUUGAUCAAAUGGUGUGUUACGUCGGCACAAGAAUCAAGACACUGACAAGACUUUACCCAGGUUAUAACUAUACAAAAGGAAGGUCUGGAUAAGAUUCUAAAGCAUAUCUUGGAGGAGGGCGAGUGCAAACAGUGUUCAAUUCUAAGGGAAAGAUUUUACUCAGGCGGGCAACUAAACAAAGCAAAGACCUGUGGAUAAGAUUCUAAGGCAUAUCUUGGGCUAGGGAGUGUGUAAAUAAAUGUGCAAUUCUAAGAUGAUAGUGAGGGACAGUUUGUACAUUUCCGUCGCAUCUUGCCCCGUCGUUCGCACUUAGUUAAUUAUUUCCUUGGCUUUGGGGGUUCAGCGCUGCGUCACCUUCAUGGCGCUGAUGUCCCGGUGCUGAGUGGUGUGUCUACCUAAUGUGGUUGUUGUCUGAGGUGCAGCAGGGGGUGUGUGGCUGUGGCUGUUGUGCUGUCCCUCUUCUGUGUCGGGCUCUCCCUCAUGCUUAUUUGUGUACACUCACAGAGGGAGGUGUUGGUGCAGCGCUGGAAUUCAGGAUUAAGUUUUAUGAGACUAUACUUUUUAUGUCUUCAACAAUUGUCUGUUCUCCAAUCCAUGAUGCUCGCUUCCUGUCUCUCCAGUUAUACCCUGCAUUUUUCUUGGUUAUGCAGCUCCACUUAAAUAGAGUGAUGUUACAUAGGAGGUGGACUUGUUCCGAACCCAGUUGUUUUUUCUGCCUAUUGUCAUCCACAUCUGCAGCUCAAUACACUCCCACAUAUUCACUGUGCAAGAUAUUAAGUCAGUGCUUAGCGAAUAGGACACAGGCUGGCAGGUACAACACAACCGGCCUGCCCUCCCCAGGCUGUGCACGCCCCACACACUCACCGCAGAAUACCGUGUUAGCGCUUAAGACAGAGGCUGGCAGUCAGUCACCGGCCGGCCAGACAGAGUUGGCAGGUCUGGCUCAGCUGACUCGCUACAAGCUGUGGUGUUGGAGCUCAUUUGAAUGUAUAAUGUAAAUAUGCAAAGAAAACUAUUAAUAUAUUAUAUUUUAGUUCA